Monodelphis domestica (gray short-tailed opossum) is the source of this 2229-nucleotide messenger RNA. The record is from RefSeq and is a predicted model, not a curated record. NCBI's taxonomy places the organism in Eukaryota, Metazoa, Chordata, Mammalia, Didelphimorphia, Didelphidae.
CUUUCCCUUUGAUUGGUGGACCCACUCUUCCGCGGGCACGCGCGGACCAGACUCCUGGGCCUUUCUUAAACCCGGCCCCUUGACUCACCUUUCUCUUUUCUUCUCGGCUGUGAAGGUGGAAGAUGGACGCGUCCUCCUGGGCCCAAGGUGUUUCGUGGAAGAGCCACCCUGGCUACAUUGUUGCUGCUUAGAAGAUGUGAACUGUUAAAACCCCUUUCCUAUAGGAAAAGGCAGGCACUGAGAGCUCCUGAGGCUGAGGAAGCCUUUUGAAAAUUGAAAGUUAAUGUAUUAUUUUGUAAAAUAUCAGGUAGGAAAAAUACAAGCUGGGAUGACGUGAUUCUGAAACACCUCCAAAAACCUUUAAUCCACUGCUGUAUAAUUCACAAGUUUUUUGGGCAAAUUUCUUAAAUUUUAACCAUGGGUCCUAAGAAAAUGAGUGCCAAGGGCAGUUCUGAGAAGAAGAGAAGGAUGAUGUCCAUGAAAUUAAAGCAAGAAAUCAUCGAAAAACAUGAGCGAGGUAUGCGUGUUUCUGACUUGGCAAAGGAAUAUGAUCGUAGUACAUCAACAAUAUGUACAAUUUUAAAGCAAAAGGAGUUGUUAAAGGUUAUAAUGCCAGCCAAGGGUAUUAAGAUUAUUUCAAAGCUGCGGACCUCUGCCCAUGAAGAGAUGGAGAGGCUAUUGUUAGUCUGGUUGAUGGAGAAGCAGCUCGCAGGAGAUACUGUAACUGAAAGCAUUAUCUGUGAGAAGGCACGAGAGAUUUAUGGUGGUUUGGUGGAGCGGACACCAGGCACAUCAGUGGAUGAGGCAUCACAAGAGUCAUUCAAAGCCAGUCGGGGAUGGUUUGAUAACUUCAAAAAAAGGUCAGGCAUUCACUCUGUCCUCAGGCAUGGGCACAGUGAGGCAGCAAGCACAGAUAAGAAAUCAGCAAAGGCUUUCAUUGAAACCUUUGCAAAAUUGGUAGAAGAUGAAGCAUACAUCCCCCAGCAAGUUUUUAAUUGUGAUGAGGCAGGGCUAUUCUGGAAAAAGAUGCCAAGGAGGACAUAUAUAACCACAGAAGAGAAGAACAUGCCAGCCCACAAACCUACAAAGAAUAGGCUAGCCCUUGGGCUUUGUGCAAAUGUGAGUGGUGACUAUAAGAUCAAGCACAGUGAGGAACUGACCACUGAGGAAUUGAAGGAGUUGCAGCAGCAGCAGCAUUCAGAGGUUUUGCAGGAAAUUAGUGGGGAGGAGCCUGAGGUGGAUGAGGUAAUCAGCACUAGUGAGAUUAAGGAAAUGUUGAGGAUUUGGGAAAAAAUUAAACAGUUUAUUGAAAAGACACACCCAGAAAAAGUUGCAGCCAGUCGUGCAUUAGAGCUAUGUAAUGACACUUGUUUCACACAUUAUCGAAAUGUUCUGAAAGGAAGGAAGAAAAAAAUUUCCAUGGAAAGGUUUUUGUUGAAACGGCCUCUAAGUAAAAUUGAGGAAAGUGUGGCAAAACAUCCAAAAAUCAAAGAAGAAAAUGAUAAGUAAAGUAAAAAAAUAGCAAUUAAGUUUAGCAAUAAAGUUACAUAUCAUAAGUAAUAAGACCAAUUUUGCAUUUAAAUGUAGCAUUAUGUGUCUAGAGUAAGUUAUGUUAGGAGAUAGCACGAAAUGAAAGCCUCUGCCAGCAUCUUCGCCUGACCUUGAAGGUAAAUAACAUUUCAUAAGCAAGUUUAUUUCUUUAUAUUCUUAUUAUUUAUAAAUCUAUUUAUUUGUUAUUUAUGAAGUACAUUUUCAUAUUUAAAAGUAUAUAAAACAAAAAUGUGUGUGUGUGUUAUUUUUGGGGGGAGCGGACCGGAUUAAUUGCAUUUCCCUUAAUUUAAAUGGGGAAAUUCAGUUUGACAAAAGACCAAAUUGAGUUACAAGCUUGGCCAUGGAAUGAAUUAAACUUGUGUGUCAUGGUACCACUGUACUAUACAUUCUCCAGUAUUCUAAACUAGCUAAAUUUCCAUUUGGUUCAUGGAAAUAUUAUAGAGUUUAUAUGUUUAGGACUAACUUACAUUAAGUUCUGCUUUUUGUCAUAAUUAAAUGAUUUCCCCCCCAUAUUUUCUCAAGACCAAUUGAUACCUGUUGCUAGUCAAGCUGUUCUUGUAUAUCUUAGAAAUUCCUGAUGCACUCUCCCAAAAUUCACCUUUUGGGAAAGAGAAUGGAAAUAUCAAAGUUCUACUUAAUUGUAAUUAAACAAAAAUAAAGUUUGUAUAAAAGACUUAA